Culex pipiens pallens (northern house mosquito) is the source of this 3172-nucleotide messenger RNA. It is a transcript of the gene Sec63, whose product is annotated as translocation protein SEC63 homolog. The coding region runs from base 312 to 2651 and encodes 779 amino acids. The record is from RefSeq and is a predicted model, not a curated record. Gene Ontology annotation, cellular component: Sec62/Sec63 complex. The transcript is spliced from 7 exons. Gene Ontology annotation, biological process: post-translational protein targeting to endoplasmic reticulum membrane; SRP-dependent cotranslational protein targeting to membrane. Gene Ontology annotation, molecular function: RNA binding; transmembrane protein transporter activity. Lineage: Eukaryota; Metazoa; Arthropoda; Insecta; Diptera; Culicidae.
CUCUUUCUCUUUUUUUAGUGUGUGUCGUGUCAUUCGCUGCUGCUGGCUGGGCUCUCCGGCCCAAAGAGUUUCUUCGCUGGUCCACGGACGACGGACAGGUCCCCGGAAUUCCGCACCAGAGGCUGUGUGGAAAGUGCGUGUGCAAUUCGGGCAAGAGAAAUUUCAAAAGUUUACACACAUUCCAAGAAGUGGAGCGAUACGGAACGAGUCGGAUUUUUUUUGCCGAUGCCGAUUUAGUGUGGCCACAUCCGGCUGCUGCUCACCUGGUGUGUGUGGUUUGAAGAAGAAGCUUUGACGGGAAAGAGAACAAAAUGGGAGGCCAAAAGUUCCAGUACGACGAGAGUGGCGGGACGUUCUUCUACUUUAUCCUGUCCUUUCUGGCGCUGAUCCUGAUUCCGGCCACGGUUUACUUUUGGCCGCGCAAGAAAAAAGAAGAUCCCGACCGGUACAAAAGCGAGUGCCAGUGCGAGCAAUGUCUGGCCAAGCGCGUCCUCAUCUCACAUUCCGACCCGUACAAGGGCGUGAAGGCCUUUUUCGUGAAGCUGUCCAUCAUUGGCGGUUGGGCACUGCUCAUCUUCCUGACCUACAAGGUGUCCCAGUUCGAUUACGAGAUGUCCAACUUUGACCCGUACGAGAUUCUGGGAGUGCCCCUCGGGACCUCCCAGAAGGACAUCAAGAAGGCGUACCGCACGCUGUCGCUGAUUCUGCAUCCGGACAAGGAAACCGGUGACGAGAAGGCCUUCAUGAAGCUGACCAAGGCGUACCAGGCGUUAACGGACGACGAGGCACGGAAGAACUGGGAAAAGUACGGCAAUCCGGACGGCCCGGGUGCGACCUCGUUCGGAAUUGCGCUGCCCUCGUGGAUCGUCGAGAAGGAAAACUCCGUGUGGGUGCUCGGACUGUACGCGCUGGUUUUCAUGGUGGCCCUGCCCACCGUCGUUGGAACCUGGUGGUACCGUUCGAUUCGCUAUAGCGGAGACAAGGUCCUGCUCGACACCACCCAGAUGUACUUUUACUUCUUCCACAAAACGCCAAACAUGCAGCUGAAGCGCGUCGUCAUGAUUCUUGCGGCCAGUUUGGAGUUUGACAAGCGCCACAACACCCAGGUCACGGAGCGGCAAUCGGACAACGAAGAGGUGCCGGCCCUGAUCAAGCAGCUGCCCCAUUUGAACGAAAAGUGCAAGGAGCAUCCGCUCUGCCGGCUGUACUCGAUCAAGGCGCGCUCCAUUCUGCACGCUCACCUCAGUCGGAUGCCGCUGAACCCGAACACCCUGGACAAGGACCGGCAGUUUAUUGUGAAAAAGUGUCCCUACCUGAUCCAGGAGAUGGUCAGCUGCGUCAACCAGCUCAUCAUGCUGGCGUACGCACGGCGAAUCGCCAAACUCCCCCACAUCUCCACCAUCGAGAACUGCAUGAAGCUGUCGCCGAUGAUCAUCCAGGGCCUGUGGGAGCACAAAAACGCCCUGCUCCAGCUGCCCCACGUCAGCGAGGACCACCUGCGGUACUUUGUGUCGAAGAAGCGCCCCAUCCGGAACCUGCAGCAGUUUGCCCAGCUGCCGGCGGACGAGCGGCGCGCCAUUCUGCGCAGCCUCAGCGACUUUGAGUACGAGAACGUGAUGAAGGUCCUCGGCAAGAUGCCCCUCAUCGAUUUCGACGUCAAGUGCGAGGUCGUGGACGAUGAAAACUCGAACGUCGUGACGGCCGGCGCCAUCGUGACCGUCACGGUCGAGCUGGUCCGGCGCAGCAUGAGUGACCUGUUUGGGGACACGAGCGCCAAGGAGAAGCAGAGCAUCACGGAAGAAAAGGAGGAAGCUGGCGAUGAGAAGGAAGAGGGUGCUGCUGGUGAGGCCACGGCGGAAGGCGGCGACAAGGAGGAAGCCAAGGUGAAAGAGCCCGUCUGGAAGCCGAAGGGAGGCAAGGGUGGCCACAAGAGUAAGAGCAAGGGCGGUGCCAACAAGAGCAAACAGCAGAAGCAAGCGGCGGCGGCGGCCGCUGCCGCGGUUCAAGCGCAACAGAAAGAGGCCGCGGCGGCGGCGGCUGCGAACAAGGCGGAAAAGUCCAAAUCCGGCGACAAGUCUGCAUCGGCGUCCCGCAGCAAGGAAGACUACGACGGCGACAACAGCGGCGCCGAGAGUGACGGCAACGACAACAACAACGACGGCAGCUCCGACGAGGGCAAAAAGUCCUCGGUCGAGGACGACGACGUCGAGUGGGAAAAAUUCCAACAAAAGAUCAACAAGCGCGAAAAACUCGAAGGCAAAUCGAAGGUGUCCCACCCGGUGCACUGUCCGCUGUUCCCGGAGGAAAAGUACGAGUACUGGUGGACGUACAUCUGCGACCGGAAGUCGCACACGCUGCUGACGGCGCCGUACCACGUCACGAACCUGGUGCACCGCGAGGAGGUCCAGCUCAAGUUCACCGCGCCCAAGUGGCCGGGCGUGUACGUGUUCACGGUGUGUCUGCGGUCGGACUCCUACUUCGGAAUGGACCAGCAGGUGGACCUGAAGCUGGACGUGAAGGAGGCGUGCGCGGUGCCGACGGCCCACCCCCAGUGGAACAUCAGCGAGUCCGAGUCGGACCACGAGGAUCGGGAGAUCAACGAGAGCGACUUCACUACGGACUCGUCCGAUGCCGAGGGGGACGAUAACUAAGGGGAAAGAGAUGGGUUUCUUUAUGUUUGUGCGUGCGUGUUGAUUGUGCGAAUGGACGAGAAUUUUUUUCUUUUUUUUUUGUUCCCGCUAGCUAACCGGAAACUUCAGUUGAAGGUUCUUGAAGCAUUUUUCCUUUCUUUUUAUUGGGAAACAUUAGAUCAUUUGGAGAAUCUACCUUUAAAGAUUGCUAGUGGGUAACACAACACAAAUAGUUUAAUUAUACAUAAUGGUUAUUUAGUGUUCUCUGCAACUCAUAAUUUCAACAACAAAAUCAGUCAAACAGUGAUACAGAAAAAAACACACAAUCACCUACACACGAAACUACGACAACACUUUAUGAAAUAGAUCAGCUCUUACAGAAUUAACAACCAGAAGUUGUGAUGUAGAUGCAUGUGACUGCUUGAAAAUCAUUUUCACUAAAUGUUUAUUUUUAUUGCCGUUCCUGCAAUAUAAAGAAGCACUUUUGUGGGUAACUAAAAUUCUAGAAAAAUAAAAAGGACAAAAACAAUUGUAACAUAAAA